GUAUGGUUUACUUUAAAUUUUCAGACAACUGUUUCUCUCUCUAUCUCUCUCUCUCUCUCUCUCUGGAUUCCAUUGUUUUUCUAUUCCCUCUAGGCUCUAGCAGCUCCAUCCAUGGCAGGUUUGGACUUAGGUUCGGCAUCCCACUUCGUUUCGCAGCUCCACCGGCCGGAGCUCCACCGCCAGAGGCUGCCGGAGGCGGCGGAGGACGAAUCCAACAGGAACCAAUUCUCCGGCGGCGGCGGCGGAGAUAACGCGGAGAACUCGCACCACGGCCUCGACCUGAUAAAUUCCGGCAACAGCCCCGGCGGCGGCGAUGGGUCGGGGCGGCGGCCUCGCGGCCGGCCGCCGGGGUCGAAGAACAAGCCGAAGCCGCCGGUGAUCAUCACGCGCGAGAGUGCCAACACGCUCCGGGCCCACAUCCUGGAGGUCAGCGGCGGCUCCGACGUGUUCGAGGCGGUGGCGACGUACGCGCGGCGGCGGCAGCGGGGGAUUUGCAUCCUCUCCGGCGCCGGCACCGUCAACAACGUUAAUCUCCGACAGCCGUCGGCGGCGGGGAGCGUCGUCGCCCUCCACGGCCGGUUCGAGAUCCUGUCCCUCUCCGGCUCCUUCCUCCCCCCGCCAGCUCCGCCGGGCGCCACCAGCCUCACCGUCUACCUCGCCGGCGGCCAGGGUCAGGUCGUCGGCGGGAAUGUCAUCGGAGCCCUAAUCGCCUCCGGUCCGGUGAUAAUCAUCGCCUCGUCGUUCACCAACGUCGCCUACGAGCGGCUGCCGCUCGACGACGACGACGGCGGCCUCCAGAUGCAGCCGCCGCCGGCGCAGCCACCUGGCGGCGGCGGCGACGCCGAAGGAGCGGAGGGAGGGCAAUUUCCCGAUCCAUCUUUAGGGCUUCCAUUUUUCAACUUACCGUUAAAUAUGCCUAACGGUCAUAUCCCAAUGGAAGGCGGCGGCGGAGCAUGGGCGGCGGGGAACUCCGGUGGCGGCGGCGGCGGCGGACGGCCGCCGUACUGAUUAGCCCUAAUCAAGGUCAGAUUAUUGCAUCUUCUUCAAAAGAAAAAAAAAAAAAAAAACUUUUUUCUGUUGUAAUUAACUUUAGGGUAUUGUGAGUUUUUAAUUCUUGUUCUUAUUUUAAUUUUUAUUUUCUCUGAUUGUGAUUAAAAAGAAAGAACACUUUGGUUUUGUGAUGUGAAAUUAACUUCU
This is a messenger RNA of Andrographis paniculata, 1197 nucleotides long. Its product is annotated as AT-hook motif nuclear-localized protein 23-like. Bases 112 to 1008 code for a protein of 298 amino acids. Gene Ontology annotation, cellular component: nucleus. NCBI's taxonomy places the organism in Eukaryota, Viridiplantae, Streptophyta, Magnoliopsida, Lamiales, Acanthaceae. Gene Ontology annotation, molecular function: DNA-binding transcription factor activity; minor groove of adenine-thymine-rich DNA binding. The transcript is spliced from 2 exons. The record is from RefSeq and is a predicted model, not a curated record.